AUGUCGUUCGGCGACGGGAUCAAAGCCUUGCUCGACACUUACGCGAACUGCAUCUCGCUUCUCAAGGCAUUCGGGCAUAGCCGAGAGGAGGACGGCGCGCCCGACGCCCAGCAUCGACGUUCGCGUCUUCGCAGGUCUCUCCGAUCUGACCGCUCUCUGGUAGAGCGGGCCUAUUCUUCCAGAUUAUCCGAAUCAGGAAGCCGUUUUCGGAAAGGCGAUGUCCGCGCCGUCACAGCUCUAGACAGGGUUCUCAAGAAAUUGAAAAGUGCCAUCAGGAACUUACUCCGCCUUUCGAACAAGAAUGAGGGUCUGGACUUAGACUACCAAUCCUUGUUGUCUCUCUCGAACGGCUCGAGGGCGGAGGCAAUCAAGGCCAUCGACAGCCUCUCUCGCCGGAUCGGGAGCUCAUCGCGGUCUUCGGUGGUCUCCUCGUCUCACUCUAAAGCGCCGUCCAAACACAGGCGGAAAUCGUCGCCCGAUCCCCGGCACAGUACCACCAAGUCAUCGAAGGGAACUGGACAUGAACAUCGAGCUUCACAGCCAAUGACAACACCAGCUUCACCGCCAUUACCGCCCCCGAAGUCGCCAGAAAUAAAACCAGCCUUAAAGAAGCCGCGGAGAGCUUCACAGCCAGCGACAGCACCACCCCCACCGCCCCCCAAGGAACCAGAAAUAGGACUACCAACACCAACUCCACGAAUCCGGAAUCUAAACCCGGAAACGAAUAAGGGUGGCCCAUCAAAGGAUCUCAAGGUAGUCGAAAACAACCGAAUCUCGAUUAUCUCAUUUGCCUCAGACAGCACAAAGCUGGGCGAAAUCCCCCAGAGGAAAUGGGAGCCCAUGGCACGACAUUUAGAAGUUGAGCCGGACGGUGAUGAGUACAACGUCCGUCCUAUGUUUCCGCUGAAACCGUACACGGUAGAAGUGAAGGAGAAGCGUUUCUUGGGGCUCUUUCGCCGAAAACGGGAUUCAUGA
Dichotomopilus funicola is the source of this 975-nucleotide messenger RNA. RefSeq lists its product as uncharacterized. Bases 1 to 975 code for a protein of 324 amino acids. The record is from RefSeq and is a predicted model, not a curated record. The transcript has 3 exons. NCBI's taxonomy places the organism in Eukaryota, Fungi, Ascomycota, Sordariomycetes, Sordariales, Chaetomiaceae.